Molecule: messenger RNA, 3373 nt
Organism: Venturia canescens
Lineage: Eukaryota; Metazoa; Arthropoda; Insecta; Hymenoptera; Ichneumonidae
Gene: AP-1-2beta
Product: adaptor protein complex 1/2, beta subunit
Exons: 13
Coding region: 271-3069 (932 amino acids)
Biological process (GO): vesicle-mediated transport; intracellular protein transport
Cellular component (GO): membrane coat; clathrin adaptor complex
Molecular function (GO): clathrin binding
Source: RefSeq, a predicted model, not a curated record
AAAAUUUGUAACAAGUGGCGCCAGGGGCGUUUCGCGUUUAGAUUUUGCCUGUCAGUCGGCAGCCAGCUUUUCGAUUUGACAUUUAUUUUCGCAGAAUUGAGAACGCAAAAGUAGUGCGCACAAGUAAUCCGGCAAGUGGGAGUUAGCAGAAACUGACUGUAGUCCUAACAUUGAUCCAUUUAUGUGGCAUUUCCUAUAUCUAUCGUCCAUAUAUGCCCAAUCGAUUUUGCAGAGACGUAAUUAGCGAAUAAUCUCAUUAACUGCAUAAAAAUGACUGACUCAAAGUACUUCACAACUACGAAGAAAGGAGAAAUCUUCGAGCUUAAAUCCGAAUUGAAUAAUGAUAAAAAAGAAAAGAAAAAAGAAGCUGUCAAAAAGGUCAUUGCUUCUAUGACCGUUGGCAAAGAUGUUUCGGCUCUUUUUCCUGAUGUCGUCAAUUGCAUGCAGACCGACAAUUUGGAGUUGAAGAAGCUUGUGUACCUUUAUCUCAUGAACUAUGCAAAAAGUCAACCGGACAUGGCAAUAAUGGCGGUGAACACAUUCGUAAAGGAGCUAGCGACCUCUCCGAUGACAAAGGACUGUGAAGAUCCGAAUCCGCUAAUACGUGCAUUGGCCGUACGAACAAUGGGCUGCAUACGAGUCGACAAGAUCACCGAGUAUCUCUGCGAACCACUUCGAAAAUGCCUCAAAGAUGAAGAUCCCUAUGUUCGGAAAACAGCCGCCGUAUGCGUUGCCAAGUUGUACGACAUUAACGCUGCACUUGUCGAGGAUCAAGGAUUUCUGGACCAACUCAAGGAUCUUCUGUCAGACAGCAAUCCUAUGGUCGUUGCAAACGCUGUGGCUGCGUUGUCAGAAAUCAACGAAGCCAGCCCGAGUGGCCCUCUUGUUGAGAUGAACGCUCAAACGAUCAACAAAUUAUUGACAGCACUGAACGAGUGUACGGAAUGGGGACAGGUUUUCAUUCUUGAUUCUUUGGCCAAUUAUUCACCGAAGGACGACCGCGAAGCCCAAAGUAUCUGCGAACGGAUAACCCCCAGAUUGGCUCAUGCCAAUGCGGCGGUCGUGCUCUCCGCAGUUAAGGUUCUAAUGAAACUUAUGGAAAUGUUACAAUCGGAGUCCGAUUUUGUCGGCACUCUGACAAAAAAAUUGGCUCCUCCGUUAGUCACUCUUCUCAGCUCCGAGCCGGAAGUACAGUACGUUGCACUAAGAAACAUCAAUUUAAUAGUGCAGAAACGUCCUGAUAUCCUGAAGCACGAAAUGAAAGUAUUUUUCGUAAAGUACAACGAUCCGAUUUAUGUGAAACUCGAAAAACUCGACAUCAUGAUACGGUUAGCAUCCCAAGCAAAUAUAGCUCAGGUGCUCUCGGAAUUGAAGGAAUACGCAACAGAAGUCGACGUCGAUUUCGUCAGGAAAGCUGUGAGGGCUAUUGGUCGAUGCGCCAUCAAAGUUGAACCUUCCGCCGAAAGAUGCGUUUCUACGCUCUUGGAUCUUAUCCAAACGAAGGUAAACUACGUCGUCCAAGAAGCCAUAGUAGUAAUAAAAGAUAUUUUCCGCAAAUAUCCAAAUAAAUACGAGAGUAUAAUAUCGACACUGUGCGAAAAUUUGGACACUCUUGACGAGCCCGAAGCGCGAGCUUCGAUGAUUUGGAUAAUCGGUGAAUACGCUGAGCGUAUAGAUAAUGCGGAUGAAUUGUUGGAGAGCUUUUUGGAAGGUUUUCACGACGAGAAUACUCAAGUUCAGCUACAACUUUUAACCGCCAUCGUGAAGCUUUUCCUCAAACGUCCGACAGACACGCAAGAAUUGGUCCAACAAGUUCUAAGUCUCGCGACUCAAGACUCGGACAACCCGGAUUUACGUGAUCGAGGCUUUAUCUAUUGGAGAUUGUUGAGCACCGAUCCUGCCGCUGCUAAAGAAGUUGUUCUAGCUGAGAAGCCGUUGAUUUCCGAGGAAACUGAUUUACUCGAACCUACACUUUUGGAUGAACUCAUUUGUCACAUUUCCAGUCUCGCUUCCGUGUAUCACAAACCUCCAACCGCUUUCGUCGAAGGUCGAUCAGCCGGUGCAAGAAAAUCCCUACCGGCGAGAAGCAACUCAAACGAAGAAGCUACUCAAAGAAACGCUACUCCACAAGCUCAAGUCAUUCCCUCCCAGGAUUCUCUCAUCGGCGAUCUCUUGAGCAUGGAUAUCGGUGGCCCUGCGGUAACUGCUCCUGCGGCUUCGGCACCCACGGGAAUGGGUCUCGAUCUUCUCGGUGGUGGACUCGAAGGAAUUCUCGGUGGUCCAGAUACCGCGAGUACAGCUGCUCCCGGCGUUUCCCAAAGUACCACCGGACUUUUGGGCGAUAUAUUCGGCUUCAGUUCAGGACCCACUCCCUACGUAUCAGCUAAAAUUAAUUGGCUUCCUGCGGAAAAGGGCAAAGGAUUUGAUAUUUGGGGAACGUUCUCGCGAAAGAACGGUCAAAUAAGCAUGGACAUGACAUUUACGAACAAAGCGAUGCAGCCAAUGGGCGAUUUCGCCAUCCAAUUAAACAAGAACAGUUUUGGCUUGACGACAGCAGCUCCUCUCCAAGUUGCUGCUCCUCUUGCCCCAGGAGCUAGUAUCGAAGUCAGCGUUAUUCUAUCGACAUCUGGGGCGGUACAGCGUAUGGAUCCUCUCAACAACCUCCAAGUAGCCAUUAAGAACAACAUCGACGUUUUUUAUUUCGCAUGCAUAGUCCCCAUGAACGUAUACUUUACUGAUGACGGACAACUCGAUAAGAGAGUUUUCUUAUCGACGUGGAAAGACAUUCCAGCCCAAAACGAAGUUCAAUACACACUAAACGGAGUAAUGCUGACGGCCGAUCAAGUUGUCCAAAAAAUGCAGCAAAACAAUGUAUUCACAAUCGCAAAGAGAAACGUUGAAGGACAAGAUAUGCUUUAUCAAUCACUGAAGCUUACGAAUCAAGUUUGGGUUCUGAACGAGCUGAAGAUUCAACCAGGAAAUCCUGAUGUUACCCUUUCACUCAAAUCUCGUUCUGUCGAAGUUGCACCUGGAGUAUUCCAAGCCUACAACGCUAUUCUACACUCCUGAAUUGAUGAUAUUGUGCGAAUUCGUUGAAUGUAUUGACAUAAAUUUAUAUGCGCGAAAUCAUAUGGACGAAGGAAGCUUACGGUUUUCUGCGAUGCCGGGAUUACGUGUCACCUGAGAAAAUUAUGAAGACACCGUCUAUUAGAGGAAAGAAAAAAUCUGAAUCUGAAUCAUUAUUAUUCAAGCUUAAAUUAUAUUCUAUUACGUGAUUCCCGGGCUCUUGGUGACUCCGAUAGAGACGUAUGAAAGUGUAACAUAUAUGUGCUUCAAUCAAAUAAAAACAAAGCACCGAAUGAAAAGACGAAAA